This is a messenger RNA of Empidonax traillii (willow flycatcher), 3301 nucleotides long. It is a transcript of the gene PM20D2, whose product is annotated as peptidase M20 domain containing 2. Lineage: Eukaryota; Metazoa; Chordata; Aves; Passeriformes; Tyrannidae. The transcript is spliced from 7 exons. The coding region runs from base 19 to 1338 and encodes 439 amino acids. The record is from RefSeq and is a predicted model, not a curated record. Gene Ontology annotation, molecular function: dipeptidase activity.
GUGCUCCGCCAGGUGCUCAUGGAGCCGCAGGGCGGCCUCGCCGCGCUGGAGGCGCUGAAGCAGCGGGCGUGCGAGAGCGUGGAUCUGAACGCGGCGCGUCUGGGCGCGCUGAGCCGCGACAUCUGGAGCCGCCCCGAGCUGGCGUACGCGGAGCACCAGGCGCACGACACCCUGACCCGCUUUUUCUGCGGCGGGGACCUGCCCGGCGCCGCCUGGGCCGUGCAGCCGCGCUACAAGCUGGGCACGGCGUUCCGCGCCGACUGGGGCGCGGCCGCCCCGCAGGGCCCGCGGGACCCGCUCCGCAUCGCCUUCCUGUGCGAGUACGACGCGCUGCCCGGGCUCGGGCACGCCUGCGGGCACAACCUCAUCGCCGAGGUGGGAGCCGGCGCCGCGCUGGCGCUGAAGGCCGCCCUGGAGAGCCUGGCGGAGCCCGCGCCCGUGCAGGUCACGGUGCUGGGGACGCCCGCGGAGGAGCAGGGAGGAGGCAAAAUCGACUUGAUAAAGGCUGGAGCGUUCGAUGGCCUGGAUGUGGUUUUCAUGGCGCACCCCUCGCAGGAAAACGCGGCUUACCUGCCCGAUGUGGCUGAGCACGAUGUGACUGUGAAAUACUAUGGGAAAGCUUCUCAUGCUGCUGCUUAUCCUUGGGAAGGAGUUAAUGCAUUAGAUGCUGCUGUUCUUGCGUACAACAAUCUGUCUGUUUUAAGACAGCAAAUGAAACCAACCUGGAGAGUUCAUGGUGUAAUAAAAAAUGGUGGUGUGAAACCUAACAUCAUUCCUUCUUACACUGAGCUGGAGUUUUACCUGCGUGCACCUUCAAUGAAAGAACUUUCUGUUCUGACAGAGAAGGUUGAGAACUGCUUCAAAUCUGCAGCACUGGCCACAGGAUGCGAAGUGGAAAUAAAAGGUGGUGAAAAUGAUUACUACAACGUGCUUCCAAAUAAGAGCCUCCAGCAUAUUUACAAGGAGAAUGGAAAGAAGCUUGGAAUAGAAUUUAUAUCAGAAGAUGCUAUCUUGAAUGGUUUGUCAGGUUCCACAGACUUUGGAAAUGUUACAUUUGUGGUCCCUGGGCUUCAUCCUUAUUUUUAUAUUGGCUCUGAUGCGUUGAAUCAUACUGAGCAGUACACAGAAGCUGCAGGGUCACAGACUGCUCAGUUCUAUGCUUUGCGCACAGCAAAAGCUCUGGCAAUGACAGCACUGGAUGUUAUUUUCAAGCCAGGGCUGUUAGAAGAAGUCAGGAAAGACUUUACAGAGAUGAUGCUAAAAGAAAAGGGGCAAAUAAAUCCAGAAGAACCUAAAAAGGAAUCUGGUGUUGGUGUAGGAGCGUGUGCGUCACACUAAACUUCAUCAAACCUCUCUCAGUAGGAUUCAAUUAAUGGAGAUGCUGUAUUUAAAUCCUAGUAGGGGCUGGAUAAAUGUAUAGCUGAAGAAAUGUUGAUUUUUUAAAUUUUUUUUUUUAACUUCAGGAAAAGCAAAUAGUAUUGCGUUCAAAAAUGUGCGGUUUCAUCUAGCUCUAAUGUUUGUGUUCAAUAUGGUGAUGAAUUUCAUAAAGAGAUCCCAAGUAUGUUGUCAUUCAUUUGCUGUGUUGAAUGAAUUAUAGUGUUUAGAUCCCUUGUUAGUGAUUUUCUAUGCAUUGCUAAAGUAAUAUUCCUUACAGGGGUAAUAUGGGAGUUUUUCUAAAAUAAGUACAGUUCAUUCAGUAAUCGUAGGCUGAAUCUGAUCUAUGAAGCAUUUUUCUCUCUGGUCAGUCACUUUUCUUGGCACAAAAUGGGGACGUAAAACCUGAGCUGGUUUCACUGGAGAGAAGGGGCUGUGUUUGGAAACAUGCCUAGUUAUGACAAUAAUGACUUCUAGCAAUGGAAGAGAACUGUUUGUAUGGAGAUGCAAUCUGUGAAGCUUGAUCUUCCCGAAAUGCAUUGGUCUUCCUCCUAAUAAGUUUUGGAGGUGUUGUGGAGAAGUCAUGAAUCACAAAAUUGGAAAGCAACUGAACGUUUAUUUGUUUAACACACUGAAACUACUGCAGGAAAAAUUCUGCUCUAAGGCAAUACAAGUGUUGCACCAGCUUAACUGAUUUGAAGGAUGUGUCUAAAUUUAGCUAAACCAGUGGAAAUUUUUUUACAAACAUACAAGUGUGGUACCAUGAAGCAGGAAAUGAAGGUCACCUUAAACUGGUUGUGUGCAAACCCCUCUAGUAAUCUCAGGGAAGCUUGCACUGAGGAUUGCUGGUACAGUAACUGACUUCUUAAACAUGUUUGUUCCCAUAUCCUAAGCACAGAUCUGUUAAGUCUUGUUUCCAUAUCCUAUGUAGCAGAUCUGUUAAGUCUUGCCAGUUGUCCUUUCUGUGUGUUCUGUGUGGUUAGUCUGUUUAAUCCUUGUUAUUUUGCUUCCCAGAGAUACUAAUACUGCAGAUUUUAUCGAGGUGGUGUUCUGUGUGCCCAAGCAUGUUAUGAUUUUUUUUCAUUUACUUGUUAAAGGGUCUCAUGAAUCAGUGGAAAGCAGAGCCAGUGAGAAAGACUGAGUGAGAAAGCAGGUUACUGGUUAAUGUUUUCCUAAGCAUAGGUAUUACAAUAUGAUUCAGAAAAAAAGUCAGGCAAACUGUAUUCCCCAGGAAGUCAGAAUGCACAAAGUAAUUUCAGAAACUUUUUUUUUUUUAACAGCACUAGUCUCUAAAUUAUAAAGUCUAAAAUUCUAUUCAGAAUUUAUAGUUAGUUAAUUUCUACAUUCGACUUCCAAUUUUACACCAGUAUCCUUUUUUCUAUUAGCAGACAGUUUUGACAGAUGAAUACAUGAAACAGAUGAGGCUUGGACUGUGAGCUAUAGGUACGUCUGGGAUUGUAAGUUUGAUACUAAAUCCAACUGAAAUUUGUUCCAAGAUUUGUCAAAGGAACUUUCUCCUUAACUUUUAAUUUACAGUCUGCCUUGCCAGGCACAGUUGCAAUUCAUUAAGAUCUACUGGGUUAACAAUCCAGUUCAUUAAUUUCCAUAGCACAUGUUGCUUUUUAUUUCUUCCUCCAUGAACUGCUUGGCCAGUUGCUUUCCUGUUUUUAAGAUGGGAUCCCAGUGUUGGGAUCCCAGUGAUGGCAAUACGUGCUGUGUCACUGUGUUUCCUACAAGCUGAUGUGCAUUACAACCUUCUCAGUUCUCUUUGUCCAGACUUGCUGGCUGCAGCGUGUCCAAGAUCAGUUAAUUAAACUUUUCUGCACUAAAAGCAUAUCUUCAUUUUGUUGUAAUCAUUGCUGGAAUUAAAAUGGAAUUGAAGUACUGAUUAAAGAUGAGUUGAUACUAAUAAAGCAGUUUAAUUGUG